Molecule: messenger RNA, 1803 nt
Organism: Ochotona curzoniae (black-lipped pika)
Lineage: Eukaryota; Metazoa; Chordata; Mammalia; Lagomorpha; Ochotonidae
Product: E3 ubiquitin/ISG15 ligase TRIM25-like
Exons: 6
Coding region: 73-1791 (572 amino acids)
Molecular function (GO): protein binding; zinc ion binding
Source: RefSeq, a predicted model, not a curated record
UUUGCUCUGUCUUCCCAUGGCCAGCCCAGGACAAGUCCCAGCCCGCAAGCCUUCCCCCAAAGCCAGUUCCCAAUGAGUACCACGAGCAAACCCUGCACCUUUGAGGACAAAGUCCUCUGUCCCAUUUGCCUGGAGGUGUUCCAAAACCCGGUGACCACUGUCUGCGGCCACAGCUUCUGCAUGAGCUGUCUGCAAAACUGCUGGGACUACCAGGCCACGGCAGGGCCCGACCACUACUGCCCCCAGUGCCGGGAGAGCUUCCCGUCCAGGCCCCGCCUCUGCAAGAACGUCAUCCUGGGGGAGAUGGUGGCCUGCUUCACCCAGGCCAAGGAGUCCCUGGGGAAUCCCGCGGCUGCGGUGGGGCCCAGGGAGGUGCCCUGCGACCUCUGUCCGUCCCAGAAGCUCAAGUCAGUCAAGUCGUGUCUGCAGUGCAUGGCCUCCAUGUGCGAGAGGCACCUGCACGGCCACGCAGAGGACCACCAGUUGGUGGAGCCCCUGUGGGACCUCAAGGCCCGCCUGUGCCAGAAGCACCACAAACUGCGGCGGCUCUACUGCCGCACGGAGGGCUGCUGCGUGUGCAGGGCCUGCCGCCUGGAGGCGCACAAGGACCACAGCACCGUGCCGCUGGAGAAGGAGCGCGCCCGCCUGGAGGUUCAAGUCCGGAAGGUCCAAGCCAAUGUGGAAAACCAGAUGCUGAUCAUCACGGCCAACAGGCAGAAGCACCGGGGGCAGCUGGCCUUUCUGUCGAAGAGAAUCCAGAAAAUACGAGAUGAGGUGAAUGCCUGCUUCUCGGGGAUCAUCCACGAGGCCCAACAGCUGCAGGCCAAACUUCUGGAUUUCAUCAAGAAAGAGGAGGCAGUCACUCUGGACAAGCUGACAAGCUCCCUCCAGCAGAGCGACAGCCGGCUGCUGAAACUGGAGGGCGACAGUAUCUGGCUACACACCCUGCUUACCAACUGCAGUGACGAGCAGUUCCUGCAGGAGAUCGAAAGGCUGCAGCAGUUCCCGUCCUGCAGGGAGCCCCUGAUGGGCACCAACUGUGAGGACACACAGAGCUUCUUCCAGCUGCCAGAGUCCAUGGCCGAGCUGCAGACGUGGCUCACGGAUGUGGCUCACGGCUUCAUGGCGCAGCUCCCCCAGAAGGGCAUCAAGAUGAACUCCUAUGAGGUGCUGCCCCCAGCCGUGGACAGAAAGACGCUUCUCCAGUAUUACUGCAACCUGAACUUCGACCCCGCCACGGCCACCAAGGAGCUGUACUUCUUCAAGGAGACCCACUCGGUGCUGAACCUGAGCGUGCUGCUGGAGCCGUCGGCCACUGCUGACCUGGGCUUCCAGCCGUGGCCGCAGGUGCUAUGCUCGCGCAGCCUGUCCAAAGGCUGCCACUACUGGGAGGCCAAGGUGUCCAACUCGUGGGUGUGCCUGGGCGUCACCUACCGCCGCAGCCCCCAGCCCGGCGGCCUCCCGCCCCACCACACAGUCUACCUGCUGGGCCGCAACGCCUACUCAUGGUGCCUGCAGUGGGACUCGCUCCAGUUUUCUGUGUGGCACAACAACACCGAGAUCGUGCUGCAGGGCGCCUACCAGCACACGCUCGGCGUGGUGCUUGACUGCACCGCCGGCUGCCUCUCCUUCUACAGCGUGGCCGAUGACGUGAGCCUCAUCUACCGCUUCCUCGCCACCUUCCUCGAGCCGCUCUACCCAGCGGUCAUGGUCAGCAGGGGCGCCUCUGUCACUCUGCAGCAGUACUCAGAGCUACCGCCAACCGAGCCAACCCAGGCCAGCUGCCAAUAAAGCAUUAUUCUA